This is a messenger RNA of Bombus pascuorum, 2642 nucleotides long. Its product is annotated as SET and MYND domain-containing protein 4-like. Bases 450 to 2600 code for a protein of 716 amino acids. Gene Ontology annotation, molecular function: protein binding. NCBI's taxonomy places the organism in Eukaryota, Metazoa, Arthropoda, Insecta, Hymenoptera, Apidae. The record is from RefSeq and is a predicted model, not a curated record. The transcript has 6 exons.
GGACUCGGUUUGUAAAACGAUUUAAUUACACGCUAAUUACACAUGCUCCCAUCGAGCUUCCUCGUUGUAUCGCACACAUCUACGGUUCGAAGCAGCAAAAAUAGCACGUACCGAAAUAGACGAACGUGGUUUUUGGAUGCUUGGGUGAUGCCAGUAAGUCCCAGCAUCGUCGACCGGCAACGUGUCAUUCGAUUGCAAAUUACCAACUGGAAAAAUAAUCGAGAUCAUUUACUCGUAUCAAACGAACGAAACGAAAGAUUUCCUUAAACCUAUAAUUGGUAAUUAGUUAACGUCUGUCCUCUCAAAAACGGUACGGUAAACCAUGAGAAGAAGUUGCGACAAGUGUUACAGUGAAGGCACAUGAAUCGAACGCUAUCUAUCUAUAUACGUACGUGAAACAUAUUAAAGUAUUUUGUGCAACAGAAAAUUAAUCGGAAGCGUGGAACAAAAUGUUAGGGGAGGACGAUAGCGGAGUCAGUGAUUACUUCCGGUCAAAUUUCCUGGCACUCCAAAAUGCGGUUACCCCGCAGGAUAUGAAAAAAUUCAUAGCCCUGAAUGAAAAUUCGGAAAGGAUCCGUUUCCUACUGCGAUAUCCAGUGAUUUAUAAUUUGCCUGUGCGAGUUACUGAAGAGGCAGAAUUGCUGAAGAACAGCGACAAAGCUCUGAAACUUAAGGAUAUUGGUAACAAGUAUUUUGGACGUGGUGAAUUCAUUAAAGCGCUAGGAUCUUACUCGAACGCGGUUCUACUAGCACCUAGGAAAGACUUGGGCGUUAUACUGGCGAAUCGUUCGGCAACGCUUUACCACCUAGAAGAGUACAGCUACGGUCUAACAGACGCGGAAGAAGCUUUACGCGUCGGAUAUCCACAUGAAUUGCAUUAUAAAAUUCAAGAAAGACGCGCUAGAUGUUUGCUCGGAUUAAAAAGACACGACGAGGCUGUGCUAGCAUUCAGGAACGCUUUGCAAGCAUUAGACACUGCGAAACUAUCGUUGGACAAGAAACAGAAGCUCGAGGCAGACAUUAGACUUAUGCUUGCUGUGAUAGACAAGGGUAAUCGGCUGGCACAGAAGACGUCGAAAAUUCCUCAGAAAGAAGAGAUUAGGGAGCCUAAAAGGACGACUCUAAAGAUCGAGCACUGCAAUCCUCUGUAUCCUUCCUGCAGCAAAGCGGUUGAAAUUAAGGAUGAAGGUGGUAACAUAGGUAGACACGCCGUUGCUACUAAAGACAUCGAACCUGGGGAAACUCUAGUGAUAGAAAAGCCACAUUGUGCAGUUUUGUUGGCGGAAUACAGACUCACCAAUUGUCAUCAUUGUUUCACGAAAAUAUUCGUACCGAUACCAACUAGCUGUGACACGUGCAACUUCGUGGCUUACUGUAGUAUUCCCUGCAGAAACAAGGAUGCCGAGAUUCAUAAAAACGAAUGCAUGAUACUACCCAGCUUAUGGUUCUCGGAAACUUCUGUAAAUUGUUUCUUAGCUUUAAAGGCAAUCGUUCAGAAACCCUUCGAAGAAUUAUUGACGCUCAAAGAUAAGCUUAAAGCUACGAAGGGCAGAUUCGAGACUUCGACACAGCGACCUCGUCGACACGAUGACUUCGAAGCUAUCUAUGGAUUAAUAACUCACGAGGAAGAAAGAACAUCGGAAGAUCUUUUCCAUAGAACUUAUAUAGCUACUUGGCUAUUGAGACUUUUAAAACGAAGCCCUUACUUUCCCGAAUGGGUUAAAACCCCAGAUUCAGCGGAAGCGAUACCCUCCGAUGGUGAAUUAUACAUAGGCAGUUUAAUUCUACAUAAUUUAAUGUUAAUACAAUUUAACGCUCAUGAAGUAAGUCAUGUUAUUUCUCUUUUUUCAUUUUUUCCCAACAAAACUAGUAUCAAGUAUAGAAUCGAAAGUUUUAUAUAUUUGUGCGUUGUUCGCAUUUAUGCACUUACAUUUCAUUCUCAGAUAUCGGAAUUAGUUGUACCAAAGGGUAGCAAUAUUUUAGCAAAAGCUAAAAGUAAAUUUAUUGGUGGCGGUGUUUACUCGACAGUUUCACUAUUUAAUCAUUCGUGCAAUCCUGGUAUCAUCAGGUAUUUUAUCGGUACCACUAUGAUUGUACGAGCAAUUCGCACCAUUCCAGCAGGAGAGGAAAUCUCCGAAAACUAUGGCCCAAUUUUUACAACUACUCCCGAAGCUGAACGGAAACGGAAACUAAGAGUACAAUACUGGUUCGAUUGCAACUGUGAAGCAUGUACAGCUCAUUGGCCUACUUUGGAAGAAAUCGAUCCAACGAUUCUAAGAUUCAAGUGCGAGACUGGUAAAGAAUGUGGAAACGUUCUACCUAUAAAAGCAGACACAAACGAGUUCAUGAUCAGAUGUUCCAAAUGUGGCAAGAAUACUAAUAUUUUCAAAGGUUUAAAAGCGUUACAAGACACAGAUGCCAUUUUUAGAACUGCUUCCAGAAACCUCGAGGAAGGGAAGCACCAAGAAGCAUUAAAAUCUUAUUUAGAAAUUUUAAAACUUCUAGAUGAAACCCUCGCUUUACCCAUAAGAGAUUAUCAUCUAUGUCAACAAGGUGUUCGAUUAUGUAUGCUUCCUUUAGGAAACGUUUCUUAUAUUUAAGAAUUCACUGCGUCAAUGAAAUCAAUAAUUUAACAAAGAAAA